AUGGGAAUGAAGGAGCAGAGUUUCUACAACAAGGUGAUAGCAGUGCUGAUAGAUAGAAUGGAUGAAGCGAACAGCAUGGACCUGGCGACAAUCGCAAACACGCUGGUGUUGUUGAAAAAUAGAAAGGUGCACGUGGACGGAGACGUGGUGAGAAGCGCAGCGACCGCAAUAUCAAGAAUGUGUAUGAGAAGAGAGAUCAUGGAGGAAAUGUCAGCAACAAACUCAGUGCUGAUAAUGUACUCGUUCGCAAAGCUGGAGAUCAUGGACUGGGAGCUGUUCGAUAAGCUGCUGGAGCUGAUGAAGAAGAUCAACAAGGAAAACUUUGAACCGCACCAAAUACCGCUGGUGCUGCACGUGUUCUCAGUGUUUAACAUAAAGAAGGACGCAAGAAUGCCGCUAAUACUGGACUACAUCGUGGAAACGGCAGGAAUAAUGACGUACCAGAACAUAGCAAAUUGCCUAGUGUCACUGGCGAGACUGAAUAAAAGAAGAUACGAUGCCACAGAAAUAUGGAAGAUAGGGAAAUGGAAAUUUGUAGCACUGGUGGAAAACUUGAAGGAGAAGAUGGAAACAAUUAAGAUCAGAGAGCUGGGUAAGUGGAAGGAAAAUACAAAUUUAACAGCGAACAUACUGUGGAGUCUAGGAAAACUAAGCUACAACGACAAGGAGUUUGUAGACGAGUGUCUGAGGAAGGUGGCGGAGUGCGGUGACAUAGACGCAAUAUCAUACGCGCAAGUGUUUGAGGCCCUGAAGGAGUACAAGACGAGGAGGCAGGGGAACGUGAUGCUGAGCAUGAAGGACGAGGAGCUGAUGGAACACCUGUUGAACAAAUACAUGAAGAUCAUGAGGAGUUCGCCGAAUCAAAUAAUAACACAAGUGGCAUGGUGCUGCUCAGUCAUGGAUUUUGAUAGGAAUAAAGUGAUAGAAGAGUCAUUAGAGGAGUUGUCGAAGAGAAAGUUGAACAAGGUGGAACAAAAAUACGUAAAUCUCUUUGAAGGAGAUGCGAAGAGCUGCGUGACGAGAGCAAGAUUCUCACCAUUAAGGAAAGAAUCCUUGGCAGUGGCAGUGGAUUCCCUAGGAUACAUAAGGCUGAUGGACCUGAAGGCACAAAAAGGAGCGAACCACAAGUACUUUGAAGGAAUAUUCAUGGAAAAUGACAUGAAUCUGCCACAUCUGUGCGACUUCGCAUUCAGUAACACAGGAAAAUGUGUAUACGUGUCCUCGUCGGACGGAUACGUGUCAGUGAGCGCAGUAAACAUGAUAGGAACGCACCUAAACAAGGACAACAGCCUGCUGACGAUAGGAGAAACACACACAGGAGGAACGCUGUGCGUGUGCCCCUCGCCAGACCACGACUUCAUACUGUACACGGGCGGAGGAGACGGAUUCCUUAAAAUGUGGGACCUGAGACUAAUGUCGAGCAGAAACAUAUACUACGCAAACGAAAAUGACCUCAACAGUAAGCCAUGGUCAAAGCCACUAAGUUCACUCUGGGCACACGUGACGCCACUCUCGUCAAUAAGCCUUAAGGUGGCAAAAAGAAUAGUGACAUGCGGAUUCAACGAAAACAUAAGAAUAUGGGACGCACAAACACUCAUGCCAAUACAGACAAUAGAAGCAGGACCGGACGAAAUGGGAGUGUGGGACCUGCUGGUGGACGAUAGUAAAAGAAAGCUGGUGUGCGUAGGAGACCUGGGAGGAAUAAAAACAUACGAGUACGAGUCGAAGCAGGACAAAUUCGCCAUCAAAAACGCUAAAAAAAUUAAACAGAACGACAGAGAAGGCUACAAAAGCCUGCAGCUGGAGGAAGAAGACCAGGUGCUUUUCAGAAGCUGGAAGAGAAUCUGCCAGGAUGGCAAAAACCUGGUGAUUCCAAGAAUAGACAACGAAGAUAAGGUGAAGGCAUACAUAAUAGACAUGAACACGGGGAAGAUGGUGGACAGUCUGAGCUGCAACGGUGAAAUGGAACCGAAAAAAUGUAACAUUUCGUCAGUGGAUGUACACCCUGAUCCUGAUGUAGGGCUCAUACUUUCGGGAGGUUAG
Molecule: messenger RNA, 2043 nt
Organism: Theileria orientalis strain Shintoku
Lineage: Eukaryota; Apicomplexa; Aconoidasida; Piroplasmida; Theileriidae
Exons: 4
Coding region: 1-2043 (680 amino acids)
Cellular component (GO): Cdc73/Paf1 complex
Molecular function (GO): protein binding
Source: RefSeq, a predicted model, not a curated record